Molecule: messenger RNA, 4747 nt
Organism: Gopherus flavomarginatus (Mexican gopher tortoise)
Lineage: Eukaryota; Metazoa; Chordata; Testudines; Testudinidae
Gene: SYT4
Product: synaptotagmin 4
Exons: 4
Coding region: 316-1593 (425 amino acids)
Biological process (GO): regulation of dopamine secretion; calcium-ion regulated exocytosis; cellular response to calcium ion
Cellular component (GO): axon; membrane; synapse
Molecular function (GO): phosphatidylserine binding; SNARE binding; calcium-dependent phospholipid binding
Source: RefSeq, a predicted model, not a curated record
GGGGAAGGUGCUGAUUUCAGCCCUGUAGCGUCAGGAUUGCGUCAAUUUGGGUUUCAACCACGUCUUCAGUCUCGGAGCCGAGCUACUCAGAAGAACCAAAACAGGAAGGGGUUGGAAAUCACUGUGAAGAGGGAAGGUCUAAAAGCUCCCUCCCCUCCCCCUUCACAGCCUCCUCCUCCUAAACCUUCCCGAUCUUUCAUGUUUGUGAUUUCAUCAGGCUGGAAAAAAUAGGGCUCCGCUGGGUUUGUGCAAGCUAAGAGCAGCGCUAAGGAGAGGAAGUGCUUUUCAGAACCUUGGACAGAGCACGCAGCAAAAAUGGCUCCGAUUUCAGCGAGCAGAGGAGAAUUUGAUGAAAUUCCUACGGUGGUUGGGAUCUUUAGUGCUUUUGGCCUUGUCUUCACAGUCUCCCUCUUUGCUUGGAUCUGCUGCCAGCGUAAAUCUUCCAAAUCCAACAAGACCCCUCCCUACAAAUUUGUCCAUGUGCUGAAGGGGGUUGACAUUUAUCCCGAGAACCUUAACAGUAAGAAGAAAUUUGGAGCAGAUGACAAAAGUGAAGCAAAAAGCAAAUCAAUGAUGCCAAAGAAUUCUCUCCACCUCGACCUGGAAAAGAGAGAUUUGAAUGGCAACUUCCCCAAAACAACCCCCAAAAUCCAGAGCUCUCCAGAUCUUGAGAAAUUGACUCCAAAGCACUUUGUAGAAAGAGAGAAAGAUUCAAUAUCCCCCGAGAGCUUAAAGUCCAACACUUCACUGUCUUCUGAAGAGAAACAAGACAAGCUAGGGACUCUCUUUUUCUCCUUAGAGUACAACUUUGAGAAGAAGGCAUUUGUGGUGAACAUCAAAGAAGCACGUGGAUUGCCAGCAAUGGAUGAACAGUCAAUGACUUCUGAUCCCUACAUCAAAAUGACAAUCUUACCUGAGAAGAAGCACAAGGUGAAAACCAGAGUGCUGAGAAAAACCUUAGAUCCAGCUUUUGAUGAAACCUUUACAUUUUAUGGGAUCCCCUAUAGCCAAGUCCAAGAUUUAAUCCUUCACUUUAUGAUCUUGAGCUUUGACAGGUUUUCCAGAGAUGACAUCAUUGGAGAAGUCCUCAUUCCACUUGACGGAAUUGAAUUGUCUGAGGGAAGGAUGCUAAUGAACAGGGAGAUCAUCAAAAGAAAUGUUAGGAAGUCAUCUGGGCGUGGAGAAUUACUGAUCUCUCUUUGCUACCAGUCUACAACAAACACUCUCACCGUGGUUGUUUUAAAAGCCAGGCACCUACCCAAAGCUGAUGUUUCAGGAUUAUCAGAUCCUUAUGUCAAAGUGAACCUCUACCAUGCUAAGAAGAGAAUCUCUAAAAAGAAAACCCAUGUGAAGAAAUGUACCCCCAAUGCAGUAUUCAAUGAAUUGUUUGUCUUUGACAUUCCUUGUGAGGGCCUUGAAGAUAUCAGCAUUGAAUUUUUGGUUUUGGAUUCAGAUAGAGGAUCCAGGAAUGAGAUUAUUGGCCGGUUAACCCUGGGAGCUUCAGCGGAAGGAACAAGUGGAGAGCACUGGAAGGAAAUUUGUGAAUAUCCUAGGAGACAAAUUGCCAAGUGGCAUAUGCUGUGUGAUGGUUAGCAGCCUAGAAAUGGGUCGGAACUUAACAAAUAUUUCCAUAGGCAAGGAGCAAUUUUCUUUCUGUAUGAUGCAUAAUUACAGGCUUGUAACAACAAGACACCUUUUUGUUAAAACUGGAAUGAACUAUCAGAACAGAAGGCAACUAAAUUUUCACAUUAAACAAAGGUCUUUCUAAUCCAUAGAAACUUGACAUAAUUUCAUAUGAUAUUCAUGUUCUGCUGGAGUUUACAUAGUAAUAGACUUGUGAAGCAGUGCAAACUUCAAUAAGAGCAGUCUAUCUGUUAUGAAUAAAUCACUGGAAACUGUAGAUUACUACUCCAUGCAGAAGAUGAUAACCUCAUUAAUAUAUAUUGCUAGAUCUAGGGAAAGCCUUUUUUUUAAGUCUAAAAAUUGGGACUGUGUGAGGGGCAGGAAGAGGAUUUUAGUUGGUUUACCAUUGUAUCUGAAACCUUCUCAUAUGGAAAUUCAACGAAUUUUCGUAAGUAUAAGGUACUUAUACUUUGAUUAACCCAAAUACAAGACAUUUUCAACAACUUGCUUUGCAUAUCACAUCAGGUGCAAAUAGUUGUUAUGUGUGUGAAAUAUUGUAUAGUCUUUUACUUUGGGGUUUUUAUUGUUAUUGUUAUUAUUAUUAUUACAAUUGAUGAAAUAAGUAUGUUUUAAAAGUAAUGAACAAAUUAAAACUAAUAGUUUUAUAAAAAGGGCUCAGAUCUAGCUGAGUGCAUGUGUUAGGAUUUGCGUUUUAAGUAUGACCUGCAAUUCCUCCCCUCUCCCCGCCUCACUCCACGCUCAGGUCACACAUUGAGCAUUUCUAACAAAGGUAAAACAUUUUUACCAAGGCAAUGAAAUGUGAAGAAUAUUACAAUGAAUGAUCUUUCACUUGUUAUAUUUUAAAAAAGGUUGAAAAUAUCUGAAAUAAACUUGUCUACCUUUUUUUUCUAUUUGCUUCACUAAAAUAAAAUAAAAAAAAAAUAAAAUAAAAAUAAAACACAAAUUGUAUUAUAUGGCAGAAAUCAAAGUCCCAGCCCAUUAAAACAUAUAUGUGGGUUUAACUUUCUGCACUGUGCAUAGUCUUACUGAAAUCAGUAAGACUACUUACAGUGUAUAAAAUGAAACAGGUAUUUACAGGAUUAAGGCCCAAACUAGCAUUAUAACACAUGCUAAAUCAUAUUAGAUGAACAAUUUUAAAGUAGCACUUCAUUUCAAUCAUCUUCAUGUGUCCAUGGCUGAUUGUAUUAAAAAAUAGGGAGGAGGAGAGGGAAGUAACGUGAUUUCACUAUAGUAUGCAACAUGUAUGUAUCAAGUGAUUUAAAUUGUGGUCACAAAGCCAGAUUGGGGAACUAAGUGUAACACAAAGUAAACAAGUAUAGAAAUAAAACAUUUGAGCCCUGUGAAUUUUAUUUAUGUUUACACUGGGUACACUGAUUUCUCAUACAGUGUUGUCUGCAAAUAUUUGUCCUAUGUUCCUUUUGAAUGACAAGCUUUGUAAGGAAUAAUAUUUUGUAAAGAAUUGUUAGUGGUGGAAAUAAGGAGGAUUAAAAAUGCAGGGUCAGUUUCUGAUACCUUUGCUCAUACUGAGUACCUCCUUCCUUCACAAGUAAUCCCACUGAAAUGAAUGAGACUGCUUGUGAAUUACGGUAUUACUCAGUGUGAAUAAGGGUGGCAGAAUAGGUCCGAUGAUGAAAACAUUUUAACAAUUGAUAUUGUAUUAGACUCUCAAUGAAGGCCAAAUCCUUGAAGCCCAUUGGAGUUUUGUUGUUGGCUUCACUGGGACCAUAAUUUGACCAUAUAAAGACAAGUGGAGGAGGCUGGAAUGUUAAAUAUGCAAGAAAGAAAGAAAUAGUACUGAAGAAUUCUAUUUAGGUUCUUUCAUGUUCUGUGUCAGUACUUUAUCCAGCUUUGAGAACGUGUUUGAUAUCACAAUGUAUAUAAAGUUCUAUAAAAAUGCAUUUUCAAAACAACUUAUAUAUGCUUUUUAUGACAACACUUAGUGUAAAAAAAUUGCUCAUUGUUUGUACAGAAAAAUAGAAAGUUCUUUUUGUUUGUUUUGUUUAGACAUUGAUUAUCUACUUCAGGGCUAAAGUUUGCUAACCUUAUGCAAACAGGGCCUGAGCCAAAGCCCAGUUAAGUCAAAAGAAAAGAUCCCAUUGAGUUAGUGGACUUUGGAUCAGGACCAUACAGUAGUAUCUGAAUCAUGAAUCGUCCCAUCAAUGGGACUGUUUAUGGUAAAUCACUACUCAGUAUAAUUAAAGGUGAUAGAAUCUAGCCCAAAGAUAGUAGCAUUAUAGAGCCAGGCUGCAAUAUCCUUACUAAUGUCAAAAAAGAAUGUUACACAAGUAAUUCCACUGAAGUCAAUGGGUUGUUAUGUAAUAUAAGGUACAAUUAAAACAAGGAUAUAGUUAUUACAAUCUGGCUCACAGGUAGCGCAUCAUCUCUGUUAAUGUGAUCAAAUGAUGAGAUUUAGCAUACAUUCCUAGUGGAUAUAAAGCCUUUCAUUCAGUAAAAUAAAAUUUAAAAAAAAGUCUUUUUUAAAAAAAAAAAAAUCAAGCAUGGGCUGUGGCCAUCUUUCAUUUUUCCAUCCAAUGUGAUGUUGUCAGGAGGGUGUUUUAAAGUUUCUAUAGCAGCCUACAGGUUAAUAUUUCUACCAGAUAAAUGACAGCUGUUGCGGGGGAGGGAAGAUAGGGAGGUGGGAAGCAAAGACCUUUUUAUUACACUGGAAAAAUUGUAAAUAGGAUUUUUGUUUUUAAUUUAAAGCAAUGAGUAGCUUGGAAAGUUGAGUUAAAAUGACUUGUGACCCAUCGUAAACCAGACAGGGCAGGAAUAAAAGUAGUCCUGCCUGGAAAUGAGAAUUUUUUCCAUUUUAUAAAGUAUUCAAUACUCAGUGUGAAUAUCUUGAACUCUGUUAAGGAUACUGUACUGUAUUAAACAUGCAAAAUAAUGUUUGUCUAAGUAGCUUACUGAAAAAAAAUCUGAAUGGGAGGCUAUCCAUGUCUGAAGAUCUGUUGUAACUAAAUAACUGAUUUCUUAUGCUGUUGUAACUUGAUAGAAGUUAUUUGGGAGGAAGCAUGGUGUAUGAGGUUUUGUAAGUUUUUUGUGCCAGCUCUGUAUGUUGUGCCAUGUAUGUAAGACAAGAAUAAACUGCUGCUUUCAUUCA